CCAAAAAUGACUGCCGCGCUCGUCUGCCCCCCGCCAAUCGACCACCUUCGUGGCCCUAUGCUACCCUCCCCGCUGGAAGAAGACAACUUUGAAGGCUGCUUUGCCAUUGCGCGCGUGAAUGGGGCAAUCCGACUAGUCCAAAUAUCGAGUGCAACACCAGCCUCUGCGUUGACUACCCUCGACGUGAAGAUAUUCAGACACGAAUUUAUCCAUAUUUUCCGUUUCCUCGAGUUCCGAACCGUCCACCCUGCCGACCUCCAGAUCGUCGAACGGAUCCCUGCGCGCGCCGUUGCCCUCGACGAAGACGAUGGGGGUGACUCAGUGUCGCUUGCCCGAGAUGUGCUCGCCCGUCUGUCAAGAUUAACAAAGGGUGGUAGCUUUGGCGGAAGUUCCCGACCGACUACGGGUGCCUAUGGCCACGCAAGAUACCCCAGUGUUGGAAUUGCCUCCCCACCUGUCUAUUCGCGACGCGUGGCCUACGCACGACCAACGACGCGUCUUGGCUAG
Molecule: messenger RNA, 507 nt
Organism: Mycena indigotica
Lineage: Eukaryota; Fungi; Basidiomycota; Agaricomycetes; Agaricales; Mycenaceae
Exons: 3
Coding region: 7-507 (166 amino acids)
Source: RefSeq, a predicted model, not a curated record